AUGCCUCGAUCUUCUCGUACAGGAAAACUUAAAUUUGAUCCGGAGAUUGAGAAAAUUGCAAGGAGGCUAACGAAGGAGACUAAAUUGCUAAAACAACAAAUUUCAGCAGCCUCACUCUUCGACAUUGAAGGAAGUUCGGACUUGGGCAAUUCAUCAGUUGAAUUGGAAGCAACCUUGCCACAACUCAACGAGACAAUGGCAGGCCAAAGGACUUUGAGGGAACUUGCGACCCCAAAUGUCAACCAACAACCUCUGUGCAUCAUGUACACAGACACUGAAGAAGCUUUUAAGCUAAAAUCUAGAUUAAUUCACUUAUUGCCCACUUUUCGUGGUAUUGCAGGUGAGGACUCUCAUAAGCACCUGAAGGAGUUCCAUGUGGUGUGUUCCACCAUGAGACCCCACGGCGUUACUGAGGAACAAAUUAAGCUGCGGGCAUUUCCAUUCUCCUUAGCCGACAAGGCUAAAGAUUGGCUCUUCUACUUGCCAUCAGGGUCCAUCACUACGUGGGAAGGUCUAAAACAACAAUUCCUUGAGAAGUUCUUCCUAGCCUCCAGAGCCGCCAAUAUAAGGAAGGAGAUAUGCGGAAUUAGGCAUGCAAAUGGAGAAACCCUCUAUGAAUACUGGGAGCGGUUUAAGCAACUAUGUGCCAGUUGCCCGCAUCAUCAAAUUCCUGACCAACUGUUAAUCCAGUACUUCUACGAGGGACUCCAACCCAUGGAUAGGAGUAUGGUAGAUGCAGCCAGUAGAGGAGCGUUGGUCAAUAAAACCCCAGAUGAAGCCAAACUACUGAUUUCAAACAUAGCUGAGAACUCUCAGCAGUUUGGGGCCCGGUCCGAGGGCAUGACUAGGAGAGUCAAUGAGGUCAAUCAUGUUGACCUAGCAUAUCAGUUAACGGAGCUAACAACUUUGGUUCGACAGAUGGCAAUGGGGAAGGUUCAAACCGUUAAAACAUGUGAGAUAUGUGUGGCUCCCGAACAUGUAACCGACAUGUGCCCAACUCUUCAGGAAGAUCCAUACAAGCAGGCCAAUGCCAUGGGAGGGUGGCGGAACCACCCCAACUUCAGCUAUGCUCAGAAACCCUCGGGUUUCCAACAACCAUUUUCACAGAAGCCGCCAGUACAACAACCGUCUUCAUCUCAGGCUGGUAUGUCCUUGGAAGAUAUGGUUAAAUCAUUAGCUGAGAGCACUUUUCAAAUGCGGCAGGACCAACAGAGGUUUGAACAAGAGACACGCGCUGGCAUGAGGUCUUUAGAGGCGCAGAUGUCCCAACUAGCGUCCUCAAUGAGCAAUUUCGAGAAUGGUAAGGGAAAACUACCAUCUUAG
Coffea eugenioides is the source of this 1323-nucleotide messenger RNA. RefSeq lists its product as uncharacterized. Bases 1 to 1323 code for a protein of 440 amino acids. NCBI's taxonomy places the organism in Eukaryota, Viridiplantae, Streptophyta, Magnoliopsida, Gentianales, Rubiaceae. The transcript has 2 exons. The record is from RefSeq and is a predicted model, not a curated record.